This is a messenger RNA of Aspergillus ibericus CBS 121593, 1495 nucleotides long. Its product is annotated as DUF914 domain membrane protein. Gene Ontology annotation, molecular function: transmembrane transporter activity. The record is from RefSeq and is a predicted model, not a curated record. Gene Ontology annotation, biological process: transmembrane transport. The transcript has 3 exons. Gene Ontology annotation, cellular component: membrane. Bases 145 to 1419 code for a protein of 424 amino acids. NCBI's taxonomy places the organism in Eukaryota, Fungi, Ascomycota, Eurotiomycetes, Eurotiales, Aspergillaceae.
CACCAUAGACGAGCGACUUCUGGGGGUUUUGCGCUCGUCUAGCCUGUAAAGCUCCCCGCUCAUCUUCUCACCUCCAAAUUAGUGACGUAUCGUUCCGACCAUAGUCGGGUCGCUCAGAACUCUCUUCUAGGUCGCUUAUCAAAGAUGUCGAAUACCACGGCCCGGGUUGCCGCUCCGAAAUCGUAUCCAGAUACCGCCAGCAACCCUCCUGUACCUCAAUCUCCGAAGCAGGAUGCUCCGAUCAUGGGAGAUGAUUCUCACCAGAGCGCAGAUUCUUUGCAAGAACCGCCCGCGGACCUCCUGGAGAAGCAAGACGGCUUCCUGGCCUACCUAACGACGAAAGAAUUUUAUAUUACCCUACUUCUUGGGCAGGUUCUGGCCAUCGCCAACACCGCGUGUAGCACAUUCAGCACCCUUCUAGUCCGCGAGGGAACUUCAAUCCCGGCUUUCCAGACCUUCUUCAACUAUUUGUUGCUCAAUAUUAUCUUCACGUCGUAUACUAUAUACCGUUAUGGCAUCAGGGGCUGGGCUCAGAUGGUGCUGAACCAUGGUUGGAAAUACAUCUUCCUGUCCUUCUGCGACGUGGAAGGCAAUUACUUCAUUGUGCUGGCGUACCGUUAUACAACCAUGCUGAGCGCCCAGUUGAUCAACUUCUGGGCCAUUGCGGUUGUCGUCAUCGUGUCCUUCACAUUUUUGCGGGUGCGCUAUCAUAGCACCCAGGUGCUCGGUAUCCUGAUCUGCAUUAGCGGAAUGGGGGUCUUGAUCGCCUCGGAUCAUAUCACCGGUGCCGAUGAUGGGAACUAUUCCAGUGGGGACCAGAUCAAAGGAGACUUCUUCGCGCUCCUAGGCGCGACCUUUUACGGCCUGGCCAACACCGGCGAGGAAUUUUUCGUCAGCACUGCCCCUGUGUACGAAGUCCUAGGCCAAAUGGCCAUGUACGGCAUGGUUAUCAACGGCAUCCAGGCGGGUAUCUUCGACCGCAGCUCGUUCCAGACUGCGACGUGGAAUAGCCAGGUUGGCGUCUACCUGACGGGAUAUACACUCUGCCUUGCCUUUUUCUAUUGCAUGGUACCGCUACUGUUUCGGCUGUCGUCGGCUGCAUUUUUCAACAUCUCGAUGCUGACCAUGAACUUCUGGGGCGUGCUCAUUGGCGUUGGGGUCUUCCAUUACACGAUCCACUGGAUGUAUCCGAUCGCCUUCAUGCUUAUUAUCAUCGGUCAGCUCAUCUACUACCUGGGACGGCGUGUGCUGGGAGAUGCGCGCAAGCCCUGGCUAGGGCGGAACCAGGAACGCGGCGUGUCAGGAUUGUUUACGGCACGGAGAAAGCUCGAGACCACCGCUGGCCGGGGUCGCAGUGACUCCGUAUCAACGACUUAUUCCGAGCAUGACCCCAUGCUACCGCAUGCCAGUGCAGCUUAGGGAUGCUGGCGUCCUAUCAGCGAAUUUCUAUACAGUUUAGACAGACUACUAGAGACAAUGCCACGAGUUCAUGAUC